This is a messenger RNA of Corvus hawaiiensis (hawaiian crow), 1783 nucleotides long. Its product is annotated as class I histocompatibility antigen, F10 alpha chain-like. Lineage: Eukaryota; Metazoa; Chordata; Aves; Passeriformes; Corvidae. The record is from RefSeq and is a predicted model, not a curated record. Gene Ontology annotation, biological process: immune response. Gene Ontology annotation, cellular component: external side of plasma membrane. The coding region runs from base 16 to 1353 and encodes 445 amino acids. The transcript is spliced from 8 exons.
CAGCCACAGGACAAAAUGGAUCCGCGGGUCCCGGGGCUUUCCCCGCUUUGGGCCGAACCCAGCAGGUUCCAGGCAGAGUUUGGCCGCAGGGCCUGGGAGUUCAGCCCAGCCCGGCCCGGGGGUCCCGCAGGGCGUGGCCGGGGAGGGUCCGGGGAGGGGAUCCAGGUGAAUUCCCUGGAAUUCCCCCUUUUCCCCUCCCCCCCCGCGCUCCCUCGGUCCCUUUCGCGUUUCCCAAACUGCGCCACAGCUGCGCUCGGUGACGGCUGCGAUGGCUCCAGCGCUGGGUCUGGGGGUGCUCUUGGGGCUCCUGGGACUCCUCGGGGCCCCGGGGGGGGGGGGGGGGGGGGGGCGGCGAAAGUUCUCCACUCCCUGCGGUACCUGCACGUGGCGGUGUCGGAGCCCGGCCCGGGGGUCCCCCAGUUCGUGUCCGUGGGGUUCCUGGAUGGAAUCCCCUUCUGGCGUUACGACAGCGAGCGGGGCCGGAUGGAGCCGCAGACGCCGUGGAUGGAGGAGGGACCUGAGCCGGGAUAUUGGGAUGGCCAGACUGAGAUCUGCAAGGGGAACCAGCACACCGAUGCCAUUGACCUGGAGAUGCUGCACGUCCGGUACAACCAGAGCAGGGGUCUCCACACACUGCAGUACAUUUAUGGCUGUGACCUCCUGUCCGAUGGGAGCGUCCAUGGAUCCUUUCGGUAUGGCUACGACGGGCGGGAUUUCCUCUCCUUCGAGCCGGGAUCCCAGAGCUUCGUGGUGGCCGAUGGCACUGCCCAGGUCACCAGGAGGCUCCGGAAUAGUGACGGGUUCACGGUGGAGCGACAGAAGAAUUACCCGAAGCACAUCUGCCCAGAAGAGCUCCGAAAAUAUGUCAGAUAUGGGAAGCAGGCGCUGGAACACAAAGAGCCCCCCGAUGUCCACGUGUCCGAAAAAGAGGAAUUCGGGACGCUGAUCUUGUCCUGCCACGCCUACGGAUUCUACCCCAGGCCCAUUGCAGUCAGCUGGAUGAAGGGGGAUGAAAUCCGGGAUCAGGAGACGGUCGUUCCCAACAGCGACGGCACCUUCCACACCUGGGCCAGGAUCGAGGCGCGGCCGGAGGAGCGGGAGCAGUACCGGUGCCGGGUGGAGCAUUCCAGAAUGCUGGAGCCCGGGAUCUUCGCCUGGGAGCCGGAAUCCGGCAGGAAUCUCACCCUGGUGGUCACUGUGUUCGUCAUCACUGCCAUCGUCAUCCUCGUUCUCCUCGUUGGAUUCAUCGUAUGGAAGCUCCAAUCCGGGAGGUGGCAGAACCAUGGAUACAGCCCGCCAGCCGGAAAAGACGUGGAAACCAACGGCUCGACUGCAGUACAAAUCACCGCCUGAGCGAUCCACGCAGCGGAGCCGGAGCCGGCCCCUUCUCUCUUCAGAUUCGGCAGAUUCAGCCAAGCUCAUCCCGCUGCUCCCACCUGUGGUGGCUGGUGAACGUACAUUACAGGGGACAGAGAGUUCUCAGUAAGACAAGUCCCUGGUACCAUAAGAGCCUUUUUAUGCUAGGGUGACCAAAAAGGCUUCUCCCAGGAUGCAUGGUUCUGUUACGUUAAUCUACCCCAGGUUGACUUUCCCGGUUGGCUGUUGGCCUCUACCCCUCAUCACUCCCCCACAGCUUCCCCACUGGUCCCCGUUCCCUAGUCCCAUCUUUUCCCCGCCCCCGGAUAGAACUGUGAGUUUCAGGAUUAUGUUUGUAUUUGCCCCUGCACCUUUCGACAGUGUAGAAGCAAUAAAUGCUCCUGCCAGAACGCAGGCAAGUACCCUU